Erinaceus europaeus (western European hedgehog) is the source of this 1935-nucleotide messenger RNA. RefSeq names its product BCL3 transcription coactivator (gene BCL3). Gene Ontology annotation, molecular function: protein binding. NCBI's taxonomy places the organism in Eukaryota, Metazoa, Chordata, Mammalia, Eulipotyphla, Erinaceidae. The transcript is spliced from 9 exons. The coding region runs from base 160 to 1515 and encodes 451 amino acids. The record is from RefSeq and is a predicted model, not a curated record.
CAGGCCGGGGGGCGGGGAGGCGGCGGCACCGCCCCGACCGACAAAAGUCCCUUCGGUCCAGCAGGCGGCGGGGGAAGUCCCUGCGCCCGCCCGCCCGCAGCCGCCCGCCAGCAGCCGCCCGCCCGCCGCCCGCACAGCCGCCCCGCGCCCGGCGGCCCGAUGCCCCGAUGCCCCGCGGGGGCCAUGGACGAGGGGCCCGUGGACCUGCGCACGCGCCCCAAGGCCGCGGGGCCCCCCGGAGCUGCUUUGCCGCUGCGCAAGCGCCCCCUGCGCGCGCCGUCCCCGGAGCCCGCCGCCCCCCGCGCCCCGGCCGGGCCCCCGCUGCCCCCCGGGCCCCCAGGCUGCGCCUGCGACGCGCCCGCCGCCCCCGCGCCCCCCCACGGCCUGGCCCGGCCCGAGGCGCUGUACUACCAGGGACCUUUACUGCCCCUGUACUCCACCCCAACCCCCUUCUCUCUGCUGAACGUGUCCACGCCCCUGUACCCCAUGGUGUGCCCCAUGGAGCACCCUCUGUCAGCUGACAUUGCCAUGGCCACACGUGCGGAUGAGGACGGUGACACGCCCCUCCACAUCGCCGUGGUGCAGGGUAACCUGCCCGCCGUGCACCGGCUGGUCAGCCUCUUCCAGCACGGGGGCCGCGAGCUGGACACCUACAACAACCUGAGGCAGACGCCCCUCCACCUGGCUGUCAUCACCACCCUGCCAUCGGUGGUCCGGGUCUUAGUGAUGGCAGGCGCCAGCCCCAUGGCUCUGGAUCGCCACGGCCAGACGGCGGCGCACCUGGCAUGCGAGCACCGCAGCCCAGCCUGCCUGCGGGCCCUGCUGGACAGCGCCUCCCCAGGCACGGUGGACCUGGAGGCCCGCAACUAUGAUGGGCUCACUGCCCUACACGUGGCGGUUAACACCGAGUGCUCGGAGGCGGUGCUGCUGCUGCUGGAGCGCGGGGCGGACAUCGAUGCUGUGGACAUUAAAAGCGGCCGCUCCCCGCUCAUCCACGCCGUGGAAAACAACAGCCUGAAUAUGGUGCAGCUGCUGCUGCAGCAUGGCGCCAACGUGAACGCGCAGAUGUACUCGGGCAGCUCGGCGCUGCACUCUGCGUCUGGCCGCGGGCUGCUCCAGCUUGUGCGCACCCUGGUCCGCAGCGGCGCCGACAGCGGCCUCAAGAACUGUCACAACGACACGCCGCUCAUGGUGGCGCGUAGCCGCCGGGUCAUCGACAUCCUGCGGGGCAAGGCCACCAGGCCCACGUCCGCCUCGCAGCCCGAGCCCUCCCCGGAGCGCAGCGCCACCACCUCCCCCGAGAGCGGCAGCCACCUCAGCUCCAGCGGUCUUCUCUCUGCAUCCCCGGCCUCCUCGCCCUCCCAGUCUCCACCCAGAGACCCCCCCGGGUUCCCCCUGCCUCCCCCCACUUUCUUCCUCUCUCCAGCCUCUCCACCUGCCUUCCUGCCUUUUGCUGGGGUGCUCCGAGCCCCGGGGCGGCCGGUGCCCCCUUCCCCAGCUCCAGGAGGUAGCUGAGAGGGAUGGGGGGGGCAGAGCCCGGACUCUAUGAGGAGGGAGCCCCCCCACACACUGACUGUGGGAUUGGCCCUCCUGGAGACUGUGAACAGCCCGCUCUGCCUCCCCCCACCCCCAGCGCAUCUCUGGGACCAGGAUUUGCACAGAAGCACAUGCACCUACCCCUGAACCCCUCUUCUGAGCACAUCACCCUCCUCUUCUCAGGCGCCAGCCCUCCAUCUGGAAGCCCACUCAAAGCACCCUGGCUUUGUCCAGAGCUGGGGGUAGCCUGGGACAGCCAUGCCCCCUUUUCUCCCCAGCGCCCCCCCCCCAGAUUCCAUGCAGAGGGGCCUGGUGGGCUGAGACCUGGCACUGACAACCAUGUAAAUUAUUAGGCAUUUUGGAUAAAUUUCCUUUAUAAUAAACUAUUUUUGUAUCAUA